This is a messenger RNA of Olea europaea var. sylvestris, 1147 nucleotides long. RefSeq lists its product as uncharacterized. Lineage: Eukaryota; Viridiplantae; Streptophyta; Magnoliopsida; Lamiales; Oleaceae. The transcript has a single exon. The coding region runs from base 280 to 816 and encodes 178 amino acids. The record is from RefSeq and is a predicted model, not a curated record.
GUAUCCCUUUUCCAUACUAUACAAACAUGUAGUAAUAACUAAUACGUGGUCCUAGCAGUGUAUUUAAUCUCCAUAACCUCUUGAAUUCUCAAAUCUACCUAACCCCAUGCUCCUAUAGACCCACAAUUUGAAUAAACAUUCAAUUCCGAUGUUAAAAUGAAAACAACAUUUUCUACACCCACCCUCAUAAGGGUAACGUAAAGAAGAAACUUUCAAAACCAUAGCGUGGAACUUCAUUUUCCCACAUAUUCCAUCUUAACUCGUCAGCAGUAGUACUCCAUGGAAAAGAAAAACCCUAGAGCUAUUGUUGAUGAAUUGUCUUUAGUUAAAGCAGCUGCAUGGGCAUGGUUCCAACAUGGCUCCGGCUCCGAUGGGAAACCUAUGCGUGAAUUUGAUCUUACGAGGUUUAAGAGUGUUCCAAAGCCAUCGAGGUACAAGUUACAGGCCGUUAAACAAGUUCAAGAAACUAAAGAUUCAUCUGGUUCAACAUUAAGUGUUUCUAAUAAUUCUCUUCUUGAUAAGUAUGAGAUAGAGAGGAUAUCAAGGCAGCUAGAUUCGUAUAUAGAGUCUAGUCAUGCACAGCACUACGGCGGGGUUUAUGUCGGUGAUUCAGACGAAAAGGGCACUGUGGUGGCGGUCGGAGAAAGUGGCAGCGGGAUUGGAAUGAAGAGUAAGCAGAAGAAAAUGAAAGAAAUAUUAAAAGGGUACUUUUGGUUUAGGCAUUCAGUGGUUUGUGGUUCAAGACACGAUGUGGUAGAAAAUAGAAGUUUUGGGCAUCUACACCGGCUGCGGCGACAAGAAAAGCACAUGCCGUGAAUCCUGUAGUAGCGGUGAGCAAAGGUCCGGUUCUAAAAACCCGGAAAUGAAUAUUGUCAAAGUAGGAAUAAGAAUUGAUAUUAUUGUAAAUGGAAGCAUUUCGUUGAUUAUUAUGUCAUUUCUCGUCUCUGAAUGCCUAGUGCCUUGAAGAUGCAUUGUAGGUGCUUCAUUUUCUUUUUCAUUGAGGUCGAGCCUAAACAUGUGCUCUUGCUCAAAAAAUAGCUAUCUAUACAUGUUGUUAAGGUAUGUAUGAAUUCUCGAAUAGAGAGGAUCGUGGUGUUUUCUUAGACUGUUUAAAUCUCAUGAAUGAAUCGAAAGUUGAAUUUAUAUU